Messenger RNA from Drosophila willistoni, 1389 nucleotides. RefSeq names its product dimethyladenosine transferase 2, mitochondrial (gene mtTFB2). Gene Ontology annotation, molecular function: mitochondrial transcription factor activity; rRNA (adenine-N6,N6-)-dimethyltransferase activity. Gene Ontology annotation, cellular component: mitochondrial matrix. Gene Ontology annotation, biological process: transcription initiation at mitochondrial promoter; rRNA methylation. The transcript has 4 exons. Lineage: Eukaryota; Metazoa; Arthropoda; Insecta; Diptera; Drosophilidae. The record is from RefSeq and is a predicted model, not a curated record. The coding region runs from base 70 to 1389 and encodes 439 amino acids.
GUUGGCAGCUCACUAACUAAACACCUGUUCUAUGUAAACAAAUUUAAAAAUUUCCUUUGGCUUCGAAAAAUGUUGAUAUUACGCCGAUUUUAUAGCGUUCGGGUGCGGACCAGGCGCCAAGUGGUGGAACGCUAUAGUUCGGAGUUUCCAGAGAAAUUGCUUAGCAAGAAGCAAAAGAUACCAUCUCAUAUGUAUGUAGCCAAUGCUGAAAUUGCCAAAGAGAUAGACUCCUGCAUAGAUCCUCAUGUGCGUGAGUCAAAAUGCGACACUAUAAUGGAACUAAAUCCAGGAGUCGGUCACUUCACUCGGCAUUUGUUAGAUCGAGAGAAGCAAUUUCGUAAAAUCAUCUUGUUGGAGAGCAUGGAACAUUUUAUGCCUCGUCUGCACGAACUUCACGCUUUGUAUCCGGAGCGGGUUAAAGUGCACCAUGCCGAUUUUGUGACGCUUUGGAAAUUGGCCUAUAUGGACAAGAUGGAUAAUGGGUCACGGGUGGCAGAGCUUUUAAAUGAUGUACCCCAAAGAGCCUUUGGUGAAGAUGCCAAUAUGCUGGUGUUUGGCGCCGUCGGUUCAUAUACAUUCUUUAAACAUCUGAUCAAUUCAAUCAUCUUCCAGACAAGUCUUUAUAAUUUAGGACGUUGUGAGAUGAUUCUAGCCGUGCCUCCACCAAUUUACAUACACUUGACUUGCCAGAAUGAUAUUGGUUAUUUACUGUAUCGGUCCACUAGCGUACUUUUCCAAAUCCUUUUCGAGCAUCGUUUCAUUGCCAAAGUGCCUCGCGAACACUUUUUACCCCAUCAGGCGGAUUAUAAUGUUGGCAAAAGCAGUAAAUUGGGUAAAGUGCGAUCAAUCAAUCCGGAAUACUUGUAUUUGGUGAAAUUUGUGCCAAGACGAAAUCUUCAUGAAUUGUGUCCUCCUGAUGAUUUAACCGCCCUGUGGUUCUUUAUUAAACAGAAUUUUGUCAGUCGUCGUAAUCGCAUUAUACCCAAUGUGGAAAAAUGGGUGCCCGGCUGUGGACCACGAUUGAUCAUCAAUCAAUAUGCAUCCGAAUCUAUUACGCCCACUUACCCAGAUGAGUCUGUUAAGAAAUUACCGCCAUAUUCUAGGCAAAGCACUAAUAUUAGCACAAGGGAUUAUUACCCUGGCAUCAAUAUCUAUACACAAUUUGGUGAUCUUAGACCUAGUCAAGUGCUGACACUUUUCACACAGUUUCGUCAGUGGCCAGAGUAUCAGGAGAGUUCGUUUCUCGCAUCGUUAGAAAACGCUUUACUCAAACUGGAAACCGUCAACGAUGAGCAGAGUCUCGAUGACAGCAUUAAUUUGAAUGAAGAAGAUGAUAUAAGUCAUGACUCUGUAGAUGAAAUCGAUGAAAUGCCGCCCAAAGUUAAGUAA